Nicotiana attenuata is the source of this 735-nucleotide messenger RNA. Its product is annotated as fibrinogen- and Ig-binding protein-like. The record is from RefSeq and is a predicted model, not a curated record. The coding region runs from base 1 to 735 and encodes 244 amino acids. The transcript has 4 exons. NCBI's taxonomy places the organism in Eukaryota, Viridiplantae, Streptophyta, Magnoliopsida, Solanales, Solanaceae.
AUGGGGACCCCCGAUGUGGAAAGAGCCUACGAAGGGGAGGACCUUUUCCGUGGUUGCUUCACGGGAGUUGAAGAUGCUGCCGACCCUAGUGAUGAAUUGAGUCUCUUUGAUGAGGCUCAACGACUUCUGAGUCGGGCAUUGACACUUCUUCGGGAAGCAUUUUCUAAAUCCCAAGCAGAGCUGAGCCGAUGCGAGGCCGAUCUUCAAAGGCUCACGGAGGAGAGAAAUGCCCUCAAACUUCUCAACGGACGAAAAGAAGAUGAGAUCAAGGACCUCCGAGCCGAAUUGGCCACGGCUCAUAAAGAACAGACCGACCUGAUUGAGCAGCAGAAGGCAGAAAAGAUCGAACAGCUCCGUGAGAAGGCCAACAUAAUGAGGGCGGAGACUUUGGGGUGGAAACAAAACAUGGAUCAUCUUGCCUUGGAGAAAGAUACUGCUCGAGCCCAACUGUCAUCGACCGAACGUCAGCUCCAAAGUAUGAAGGAGGAAAUCUUGGCCCGAGCCAAGAAAAUUGAGGAGCUCGAGGCUCGAUUGGCCGCUGAACUUGCAAAGGAAGUUGCUGACACCGCUCAGAGUCGAUCAUACUGGGCUGCCGAGCAUGGCAAGUACCAAUCUCUAAGAGAGACUCUCAAGGAGAUUCAUGCUCGUGGCUUUAACCUUGUUGUCGAGAUCGACAACGACAACGCGAAAGAGCUCGAGGCCGAAGCCAAAGCGUUGCUCUCUUUCGAUGCGUAG